This is a messenger RNA of Anopheles maculipalpis, 1104 nucleotides long. RefSeq names its product odorant receptor 22c-like. The record is from RefSeq and is a predicted model, not a curated record. NCBI's taxonomy places the organism in Eukaryota, Metazoa, Arthropoda, Insecta, Diptera, Culicidae. Gene Ontology annotation, molecular function: odorant binding; olfactory receptor activity. Bases 1 to 1104 code for a protein of 367 amino acids. The transcript is spliced from 3 exons. Gene Ontology annotation, biological process: sensory perception of smell; detection of chemical stimulus involved in sensory perception of smell. Gene Ontology annotation, cellular component: plasma membrane.
AUGGAUCAAGAACUAGAACAAAUCAUCGCUUUCCUCAGACGUCCCCUAAGACUUUUGGGCUUAGACGUGCUUGAUUCGAGCUGGAAACUCACACCACUCACGAUCUUCACUAUUGGCAUGUUUAUCAUGCAACAUUAUGCAAGCGGCUGGUCUUUAACAACGCACCUCGACCAAUUCAUUUUGUUUACCGAAUGCUUUUCGACAUCGGCCGUCGGACUAGAAAUAGCGAUCCGGAUGGGACUACUCUUCUAUCACCGCGAAUUGCUAAACGAGACGGUAGAUAUCAUCAAAAAUCAAAAUAAUCUUUUCAGAAGAAGCGAAGGCUUCGCGGCACUUGCACACCAGUUCAACAGAGUCGUAUCCUUCUCAGUGCACAUGAUUGCCGUCAUUUACAUGUCGACGAUGAUGUUCGAGCUGAUUCCGAUCGUGUAUCCCGAUCCGAAGAAAAGCAAUUUGCCACUAGCGGUCUUCAUACCGCACAUGCCGCACGAUGUUGCACCGUACUGGCACAUAAACUACGUCUUUCACACGGUGAUGAACUUAAUCUGCGUGAUGUUCCUCGUUUCUGUGGACGGCACACUCGUGCUGUCCCUUCUUGCGGCGGUCUAUCAGAUCAAGGGGCUGAAGCUAUGUUUCCAGGAGCUCGAUACCAGUGCCGAACAGUCCGAGCUGCAUCGGGAGCUGGUUCAUAUCUGUAAGACGCAUCAAAGCAUCAAGCAAUUUAUCCGUCUGCUGGAACAAACGUACUAUCUAGAUCUGCUGGUCGACUUCGGACUCGUCUGUUUGAUACUGUGCAUGGGGUUGAAUGUGAUCGCAGUCGAUAUAAUGCAACCGAUCGGGUUCUAUCUGAUAUCGGUGGCUUUUCAGUUGUUUCUGCUUUGCUUUUGCGGCAAUCUACUGCUGAUCGAGAGCGACUCCCUGUCGGAGUGUGCGUACUCCAUCGAUUGGCAUCUGAUGCCCGUGGCGGAGCAAAAGAUGUUGAUGUUUAUGAUUGCACAAUCACAAAAACCGCAAGUACUGAACGGCAUCUUCAUGCCACUGAUUAUGUCAAGCUUUUUAUCGGUGAUAAAGGCGAGCUAUUCGUACUUCACAUUGCUACACUAA